This is a messenger RNA of Nylanderia fulva, 1279 nucleotides long. Lineage: Eukaryota; Metazoa; Arthropoda; Insecta; Hymenoptera; Formicidae. The record is from RefSeq and is a predicted model, not a curated record.
ACAACGUGUGAACAAUUUUUUUAAGGUGACUCACGUUGCAAUUCCAAAUUUCCAUGACAAUGGCAUAACAGUUUUCGGACUUGUUUUUUACAAGGAAACAGAUAUCAUCAAUAGUAAAGAUAUAUAUCCUGUUACUCGCGACAUCGAAGUUACUCAAUUAGUAGGACGUAAAGUGAUAGAAGAAUGGUUUUAUGAUCUAAUGAACCAUCCGUUAGUAUCGGAUUUUUGGUUUAAUAAUGGUCUUGUUACUUUGAUUGCAAUGUAUACUGUCAAUGAGAUUUAUCCUGAUAAUCGAAUAAUAAAUUUAUUUGUUGUUCAAAAUCAACAUACUUCUUUUUAUUUGGAUGAUUAUGAUAUGGAGAAUUCUACUUCACAAUAUGACAGUUUAUUAAAAAUUCGCCGAUCCAUCAGAGCACCCUGUAUACUGCGCAUGAUGCAACACGUCUUCACCGAUGAAAUAUUUUGGAAAGGCGUUCGCUCGUAUAGAAAUAACACCCAAUUUCAUCGUCAAAGUUUUAUGACUUUUUUGGAAGAAGUUGUUGCUGAUGCAAAAAAUGUAGAUACUGAAAUAUCAUUACAAACAAUGGAAUAUUGGACUUUGGAAGAGCAUUGUCCUCUCAUCAAAGUAGUACGAAAUUAUAGUGAUCAUGGGAGCUACAUACAUGUAUCGGUACAAAAUUACGACACAUUAGAAAUUGAUUGCAUUCCUGUAACUUUUACGACCCAGACGUAUACCAAUUUUAACAAUUUUACUCACUACUGGCUAUGCAAAUCAUGGGAUUUAAAUUCAACAAACUCAUUUCUUGAGAAUGGUUGGAUGAUAUUCAAUAUACAACAAAUUGGAUAUUACCGCGUUAACUAUGAUAAUGAAAAUUGGCGAAGAAUUUCAGAUUAUCUAUACAAUGAUGAUUUUACGACAAUUCAUGUUCUUAAUCGUGCCCAAAUUAUCGAUGAUGCAUUUCAUUUAGUGAUAGCAGGUCACCUCAACGCCUCUAUAUUCUGGAGUAUCACAUCGUAUUUGGAUAGAGAAAUAGAUUAUAUCGCAUGGUAUCCUAUGUUUAAAGCUCUGGAAACAUGUUUAGUACUUUUCCAGUGGAAAAAAAAACUGAAAAAUUUGCGGAUAGAAUAGAUAAGCUAAAAUUCAUGUUAAACGAGUUACUUGAAAAAAUCCAAUAUGAAGAAAUUGAUGAUGCAGACGAACUUAGAAUAUGUUUACGACAAGAAGCUGCAAGAUGGGCAUGUUUUUUUGGUCACACCAUUUGUAUAGAAAAAGCAAAAA